AUGGACAUAGUCAACACCGAAGCAGGUUUGAAUUGGUUGGCACUGAUAGAGUUCUUGAGCUGUGUCCUGUUGCUACAGAGGCUACCAGCUUCAUCUCUCAAGAAAAUUGCAGAAGUUGUCUUUGUCAAUCGCUAUGAUCCUGGAGAGUAUGUUGUUCAUGAGGGUGAAAGUGCUGAUCAAGUUUACUUUGUAUGGGAUGGAGAGGCUGAGGCUGUUGGAUCUGUUGCUGGUGAUGAAGAAAGUUGUCCAGAUUUCCAAUUGAAGCGAUAUGAUUAUUUUGGUUAUGGCAUGUCUACACUUGUUAAUGAGGCAAAAGUAAUUGCUUUGACUAAGCUGACAUGCUUGGUGCUACCUGGUGAACAUUGUAGUUUGCUGCAGAAAAAAUCAAUCGGGAAUGCAGAAAAAACCCUCGAGACAUGCUCACUUGUGGAGAGUAUAUUACACUUGGAGCCAAAAGAAGUAAACAUAUUCUGGAUCACGUUACCAGAUGCACCAAAGUUUGGAAAGGUUUUUGGAGGACAAUUUAUGGGACAGGCAUUGGCUUUGGCAUCAAAAACUGUUGAUUGUUUAAAGGUUGUCCAUAGUUUGCAUGCUUAUUUUCUUCUUGUAGGCUCUGUAACAAUUCCAAUUAUAUAUCAGGUUCAACAAGUACGUGAUGGGAAAUGCUUUGAUGCCCGAAGAGUAGAUGUGCUACAGAAGGGAAACAUUGUAUUCACGUUACUUGCUUCAUUUCAGAAAGAAGAAGGGUUUGAACACCAGGAAGUAACAAUGGCUUCUGUACCUGCUCCAGAGAUGCUUCCGUCGAUGGAAGAGCUACAUGAGAGACGUCUCACGGAUCCACAUCUUCCAAGGAUUUAUGGGAACAAGGUAGCCGCUAGAAAUUUCAUCCCUUGGCCCGUUGAGAUACAGUUUUGUGAGCCUAAUGCUUCAACCAAUGAGACUAAAUCUCCUCCAAGGUUAGCCUGGUUUAUUGUGUUGGAUAUUCAUCUUUUCCUAUGGGCUAAAUAUGCACAUCACUUAUUAUAGAAAUAUGAAUAUGGUUUUUGCUUGCGUGCAAAUCCAUGUUUACAAGCCACAUCUUUUGAG
Molecule: messenger RNA, 1086 nt
Organism: Quercus robur (English oak)
Lineage: Eukaryota; Viridiplantae; Streptophyta; Magnoliopsida; Fagales; Fagaceae
Product: acyl-CoA hydrolase 2-like
Exons: 13
Coding region: 1-1026 (341 amino acids)
Biological process (GO): fatty acid catabolic process; acyl-CoA metabolic process
Molecular function (GO): fatty acyl-CoA hydrolase activity
Source: RefSeq, a predicted model, not a curated record